AAUCGAAAGAAAAGUCGCGUCCUUUGUUGGGAAACAUGAACAAUGGAAUCACCUUUUAUAUAUUUUAAGUGAUUAUAAUUGUGUUUUUAAUUACUCAUAAAAUGACGGGAACAAUAAUUGAAAACCUGAGUGGGCGAAAACUCGCCGUGUUAGUCACGUUUUUACUUUUGUGUCAAAUAACAUGUUUCUUGAUAGGAGGUUUGAUCGCACCCACACCAGCGAACACUCAAAAUAUUCUCGGAACAGUGUGUAAAGAUGCUAAUAAAGUGAAAAAUGAUACUUCGAAAUGGUAUUACAACCGUGGGAAAGGCUCCUGUGAGAUCAUCGACCUUGAUGAUAUGCAUCAUGAUUUAUCGGAGACGGACAUCGUGUUUGCGUUUCAAAUGCCGGUACCGCGGCAGAACCAAAUAUUAGACUUUUCUAGGUGGCAGCAAAACUUGAUUGGAGUAUUACAAAUGGACAUUCGAUAUCAUUCGCAAAUGGAGGUUCGUCCACGCAGCGAAGUUACUAUAGACGCGAGGUUAGCUUACCGGAACAAAGGCGAUCCUGAGGAUUCAUGGCAAUUGUAUACGCAAUCUAUUGAAAAACGGCAUUUGGACUGUGAAAUUGAAAUUAAAACCGAGAAAUAUUUGUAUAACUGUUCUGCUAUACCACUCUUUGAACUGGGUUCUUUAUUCCAUGACUUUUAUUUGCUAAAUGUACGGCUUCCAGUUGACACACCAGAGAUGAAUUCAAAUAUUGGUCAUAUACAAGACAUGUGGUUGACAGUGAUCAAUCAGAAUGGAGGCUUCACUAAAGUCUGGGUUUCAUUAAAAACAGCUUUCUUCCCAUGCAUCAUAGCCAUAUUGGCAUGGUUCUGGAGACGCAUAUACAUACUUGAAAGAAAGCCUGUGUUGCUAGAGAGAAUGCUAUUGAGUUUAGGGAUAGCACUAUGUGUAUUGAAUAUGCCUCUUGAGUAUUUUACCUUGCAUUUUGAUUUACCAUUUAUGUUACUCCUAGGUGACAUUAGGCAGGGGAUAUUCUAUGCUAUGCUGUUUUCGUUCUGGCUAGUUUUCGCUGGAGAACAUAUGCUCAUCCAAAACAAUCCAACACAAAGUUCUUUAAAGCAAUAUUGGAAACACUUGAGUGCAGUGGCUAUUGGUUGCAUUUCAUUAUUCAUUUUUGACAUGUGUGAGCGUGGAGUGCAACUGCGAAAUCCUUUUUACUCAAUAUGGGUAACUGACAUUGGUACAAAUUUGGCUCUGACUUUCAUAAUAUUAGCUGGUAUAUCUACUGGAGUUUAUUUUCUGUUUCUAUGCUACAUGAUUUGGCAAGUAUUCAUUAACAUCUCUCAUAAACGCCAAUCUUUGCCUACAAUGUGUUCAGUGCGCCGUUUACAUUAUGAAGGAAUCAUUUAUCGUUUCAAAUUUUUGAUGUUGGCAACUCUGUUAUGCGCCGCACUGACUGUAAUUGGAUUUAUAUUGGGUCAAGUAGCCGAAGGUCAAUGGAAAUGGGAUGAGAACAUUGAACUGGAAUACACUUCAGCAUUCUUUACAGGAGUUUAUGGAAUGUGGAACAUCUAUAUCUUUGCUUUGCUGAUUUUAUAUGCACCCAGUCAUAAACAUUGGCCUGUUGCUGAGAAUACUUCAGAUACUCAAAACUUAAGCGAGGAAAUAGAAUUUAGUCGCAUAUCUGGUGAAAGAACCAGCAGUGAAAUCUCAUCAUUGACAUCAUUUAUUCGCAAAACAACCAUUGAUUAAAUUAAGUGCAUGUGUAUUUAAAAUGUAGAUGCCUAUUGACAGGCUUGCCAUAAUUUAACUUUAAUUCUUUAUUAAUAAUAUACCCCAGUAAUUAUGUAAGAACUAUAAUCAUUUUGAAGUAACAUGACAGUAUAUAUUGUAUGUAAGUGAUAUGAUAACUAAUAAAAAUAUUGAAUAGAGAAGUGUACUCUAAAUAAGGAAUUCAUGUUGUUUGUGAAUAGACAUUAACAAAACAAGCAAAUAUAUAACCAAUUAAGUACUUAAUAAUUAUAAUGUUUAUUAUGAACACAUUUAAAAAUGAAUUAUACUUUUAUUUGUGAAUCACUGAUCUCUUUAUUCUGACUAAUAUAUAUAUAUAAAAUAUGUUUUUCUAAAACGUUGACUAGUAUUCUGAAGGAAAUGACUCAAGAUAUGCCUGAUUUGAAAACAGGUUGUGUGACCUUGGACCUUCCAGUUGUGUGCUUCCAAAUAUAAGUGGUGUUAGUCUGUAUUCUGAGUCAGGUAGUUACUGAUCAACUCUGUAGCCAAAAAUUGUUAUAAUUUCAAAUUUCUUUCUCAUACCUAUGUGAUAUAUAUUUUUUAAUUGCAUUUAUUUCACAGCAGUAUUGUUAGUCUUAUAAAUCCUGUAUUGCCAGCACAUUUUCCUUAGGUGCAAUUUUUAUAGUAUUUUGUAAUAUUACAUAAAUAGUAUUGUAGUUUUGUAACGUAUCCAUUGUAUUUGUACGCGGUUAGUUUGUAAGAAACAGAUAACUAUGAUAAUAAAAUUGAUUAAUUUU
Diatraea saccharalis (sugarcane borer) is the source of this 2515-nucleotide messenger RNA. Lineage: Eukaryota; Metazoa; Arthropoda; Insecta; Lepidoptera; Crambidae. The record is from the annotation of a GenBank genome assembly.